GCAGUGAAACGCCGCGCGCGGCUCGCAUCGUCCGUCAUAGUAAACACAAGUACGAACUCGGACGAAAGGUACCUCAUGCGCUGCUACAAAAGCAGAUACGCGUUUUGACGGGUGUUUGAACGUAAACGGAUAGAAAAACGACGCGUCUCGAAUCGAAGCGUUGGCAAAGUUUAUUGUGCAAGAGAUCAGAUGAGGAUUAUGAUACGUGACGAGGAUAAAGAGCGGCGGUGAGAGCAUCGUCGUUGGUGAAGGUAUUGUCAAGACGCUUAAUGUGCGCGGUGCGGGCGCGUGGUACGCUCGAGGCGGCCACAAAUGAAGAAGUGGGAAGCCAGGACGAGGGGGGUAGAGAGGGAAGAUGUCGAGUGGCUCGGCCUCGAAACUCGUGAACGGUGAAAACAAGAAGGAGAAGGUUCACGGGUACGGGUACGGGUACGGUUACGGGUACGGGUACGGGUACGAAUACGAGUACGAGUACGAGAACAGGAAAGAAACCGAGAGCGGCGCUGCUGGCAGCACUGCCUCUUCCAUAGUUCUCGCUGGUGGUACUAGUAACGCUACUACUAUCAUUACUGUUGCUGGUACUGGUACUACUGUUCCUAGUAUUACUGGUAACGGCGGUAGUGGUAGUGGUAGUGGUUGUGGUAACGGUGGUAGUGUUCGUUUCACCGAUAGUGGUAACGGUGACAGUGAUAGUAAUAGCGGUGUUUGCGUUACCGGCUUGACCGUCGGGGGCGUCGUCGGCGUGGAGUUUCGCGACGUUAAUUCCGAUCUGAAAGUACCAGAGAAUUUCGAAGAGGUAGACAGUCAGAGGGAUGUAAACGAGAGGACGGAAUUCGGUGAAACCGAGUUUCAGGACCCGUACACGGGAACGUGUAUCGAGACGCCAGUCGUCGAUCUCGCUACUACUACUACCACCACCACCGCCACAACCACCACCACCAUCACCAUCAUCGAACACAACGAUCGAACGAAUACGACCCACGGUGUUUCUGCUCCUUGUUACGAAGAAGAUCAGGAAGAGGAUAACGAGGAGGACGACGACAACAUGGUCGCGGCGAUGAACGAACACUUGUCUACCACGUCGGCGACCAGCGGCAUUCGAAGUAGCACUGUUUCGACAACCAGUACCACUGGUAAUUCCGUCGUCAACCAAAAUAACAGUUGCUCUCGUAAUGAAUUUCAAAACGUUGAGGAGGAUAGUAAACCGGCCGCUGGAAUACUCAGUUUUCCCUGUGAUUUCGAUCACAUGUAUGCUAGCAUGACAGACGGCGGAGCUCCGGCAGCAGCCACUGCCACUUCUGCUCUGGGUGUCAGUCCUCUUCGAGGUAAUGAACCGCGUCAAAACGAUCUUACCGAGGUUAAACACCUCAAGGAACUUUUGCUUCUUCAUUUGGAUUUAAUUCAACAACAAUCCGAACAAAUUGUCACCAAGGAUAAACUCUUAGCUGCUCUACGACAGGAAAACGAAACGCUUAAGUUGCGUUUGGAGCGUAUGGAUAGACGUGUAAAUUUACAAAAGUUACGAUCAGAGAACAGCGAAAACUCCAUUACACCAGAACAUAUAGGAGCAUGUUCUCCUCCAACUGUUAAUUCUGUGAAUGUGCCAUCGACUAGUGAACUUCACAGGAAUAAUCAGUCUGAAAAUAAUAAUUCCCAAUACAAUGAAAGUUUUAAAAUACGUUUAAAUACUAGCGGCGGAAUUACUACGGUUAAACAAGAACCAAACGAGAAUCAAAGUAAGCACGAGACUAAAAUAGAAACUGGCAAUGAUGCGAGGUUAGAUUGGGAAGACAAAAAGAAAAGAAGAACAGAUCCGAUACCAUUGUCCACUGGAAGUAAAAGAAAAAGAGGUGUUUCGUGUUCGUCUACGAUUAGUAAUGAUACAUCGUCAACGGUACACGAUAAGACGUUAACUCAGGAGAGCGGUAGGAAAAGUGAUAGAAAAGGAAAGAGUAUAACAAAAAAGGAUUCUUUUCUUACAACAGAGGAACAUUAUUACACGGCUGUUGGUGAUCCGAAUUAUACCUUAAGUUUAAAAGAACCUAAUCCUGUGGAAAGUGAUACUUCGUUAGAAGUUCCAAAUUGGAGGGUAAAGAUAUAUACAAGUUGUUAUACAAUGGAAGGAACUGAAAAUUUGGACGACGAAAUUUUUAACAAAAGACAUUUAAAAUUAGAAAAUGACGAAAGAAGGAGAAAAAGAUGGGAUGUACAAAGGAUACGAGAACAGAGGCACAUCGAAAAGUUGAAACAAAGACAGGAACGGCAGAAUCAUCAAGCUACAUGUUAUAAUACAAAUCAUACAGGACCUUGUCCAUCAACGGUCGAGGAAGAGUCUAUAUCAUCCUUGUGGCCUGAUGUAGAACAGAUACAAAGUCUUCAAGUGGAUCCACAAUUACCUGUUACUGCAUUUGGUGCUCCUAUUCCUAGUUUUACUCCAAGUGAAUUUUCUUUACCAUGGUUAAAUAUGUCACGAUCGAGUUGCCGGCGUCCAAAGCGAUCAACAGGUAGAAGAAAACCUACUAGGAGAUAAGCUUUUAGAGCAGUGGACAGGACUAUUUUUGUCUUAAUAAUUUUUAAUCUUUAUCAUAGACUUUCUCCCUUAUACAUACUUCAUUUUCAUUUUCUAAUAUUAUAUUCUUUUAUUUACGUGAGAUAGGGGCACCAAAGAUAAUUUUAUUACCUUUUUUUUAACGCAGUUCAGGAAAGGUAACUAUGUUUGAUAGGAGUACCUUAUACCCUUUUUAUUUCAUAUAUAUUUGUUGCUACUCGAACUUCACUUCACUCAAUAUUAGGAAAUAUUCAUCUUGUAAUUUGUUGAAAUCAAUAGGAACUGGUUUUAUUUGUACAACUACAAUAAUAUAUUGCCGCGAUUUGAUAAAACCAAUCAUUUAUUUAAUUUUAAUUAAUAUUUAUUAAUUAUAGAUGUAAAAAUC
Megachile rotundata (alfalfa leafcutting bee) is the source of this 2933-nucleotide messenger RNA. RefSeq lists its product as uncharacterized. Lineage: Eukaryota; Metazoa; Arthropoda; Insecta; Hymenoptera; Megachilidae. Gene Ontology annotation, molecular function: chromatin binding. The record is from RefSeq and is a predicted model, not a curated record. Gene Ontology annotation, cellular component: MSL complex.